Messenger RNA from Teleopsis dalmanni, 576 nucleotides. RefSeq lists its product as uncharacterized. Bases 61 to 504 code for a protein of 147 amino acids. NCBI's taxonomy places the organism in Eukaryota, Metazoa, Arthropoda, Insecta, Diptera, Diopsidae. The record is from RefSeq and is a predicted model, not a curated record. The transcript is spliced from 3 exons.
UGCAGUCCAAGGUUCCGCGUUGAUUUGUUUGUUUUGAAAUUCGGUAAAAAUUGUUUGAAAAUGUCUCUUGAAUUGCUAAAAUUGAGUAUGGAUAUAGUGGAAGAUGGUUUGACAACUACUUCCAAUAAAAAUGUUAAACAAAAGGGUCAAAAGCACCAUGCGGGAUCAGAAGUUCAAGGAUACAGCAAAUUGGCUUUGAAAAAAAAGAAAAGCAUUGUCAAUAACUCAAAUGUUAAUACGAAACCACUUAAACAGAACGUUCAAGAAAUUAGAAAAGAACUCGAACUCAAUAAUAAUAAAACUGAUGAGAACAUUAAACGUCUGUUGGCAUUGUCGAAAAACCAAGUCGACAAAGACGUUGCAAAUAAGAUAAUGAAGAACGUACACAAACGUCAUGUGGAAGAAGUGCCAAAGGAAGAAGAACCACAAGAUUCCAUAUUUACGGAAGAAGAAUUUUCAGAUUUUGCGAGAAUUUAUGAACAUUUAAGAUACAAGCAACUUUAACCCAAGGUGCCACACUCAUAUAGUUUAUUUAUAAAGUACAAAUUGUUAUGUUCAUAUUAAAAAUAUUUAUUG